AGCACGUGCUUUUCUUAUAGCCUAGUACUCAGAUCGGCUGAGAGUUUCCACUCAGUCCUAGUUUCCCUGUUGCAUGGAACGGAGGUGUUUUGAGCAGUGUGUGAUAUCAACGGACUUGUCCUUUUAUUCUGUAAAAUUACCCCAAGAAAAAUGGCCUCCUCCGAAGCCAAGGGUAAAAACCCUUACUCGGAGUUGAGCAACGUUAAAAGUCCGAAAUUAUCGCCCUUAAAGAAGAAAAAACCUAUGGAUAAGAAUUUAGUGGAAUCGGAAUGCAAAGAAGUUGAGAUGAAAGAGGUCAAUGACCCUGUAACUCAUCCGAGUCCGAGCAGCCAACUGAACUACCUCCAGCUUACAGGAUUAAAUUCGCUCAUGGACUACCAUCUGCGUCGCUUCUGUCAAACUCCUUUGUAGCAAAAAAUACUAGUUACAGUAGAGUUUAUGCUGAUUUUAAAAAUAUCCUGGAUGGUAUUGCUUCUAUUUGUCCUUAUUCUCUGUUCACACGAAAGAUUUCAGUUGACACAAUUUUUUUUAAAGGUAAUUGUAAUAAUUAAAAAAUGGCAAACGAAGCUAUAAUUCUCCCUUUAUUUAAAGAAAAAAUAAGAGAUCUAACCUCAAAAAAUAUGGAAAUCAUCUUCACGGAUGGCUCUGUGUCGGAAAAUUUUACAGGUAGUGCUUUUGUUCACUUAAAUUCCAAUUCAAUAAAAAGUUUUUAAACCGACAAAAAACUGUUGUCGCUGACUGCUGAAAUCACAGCCUUAGAAAAAGCCAUUGACUUCGGUAUUUCAAAGAAUCUCUCCAAAAUAGCAAUUUUAACUGACAGUCUUGGUGUUAUCCAAACAAUAAAGGACGCGAACUCCAAAAACUGCAUUUCUCAAUGCAUUUUGAAAAAAGUCAUUAACAAUCCAACCCUUCUGUCCAUAGAGUUUCACCACAUUCCAAGCCAUCCCAAUAUUUGGGAAAACGAUCUCGCAGAUACAGCGGCUAAAAAUGCUAGGAUUAACGGCUCUUUCGUAUCCGUCAGAUGGACCAUUAAAGACGCUAUCAAUCAUAUGUUCGCACAAAUAAAACAAGACUGGGAGCGUGAAUACAGUCUGUUUUCAUAAGAGCGUAACAAGGGUUACUCUCUCCUCUCACCGUAUACCACUUCCAAGCCUUGGUUUAAAAACAAAGAAGACCUAUUCAACCGUAUAGAAACAAAGAUUCUGAACAGAAUCUUAAGCGGACACGCUUAUGAUAAAUACAUACUUUCCAAAAUGAAACUUUACGAUAACGCCCUAUGCGAUUCGUGCAACAUUAAUAAAGACAUUUCGCAUAUUUUGUUAAAUUGCUCAAAGUA
This is a messenger RNA of Drosophila subpulchrella, 1336 nucleotides long. RefSeq lists its product as uncharacterized. The transcript has 2 exons. The coding region runs from base 151 to 411 and encodes 86 amino acids. NCBI's taxonomy places the organism in Eukaryota, Metazoa, Arthropoda, Insecta, Diptera, Drosophilidae. The record is from RefSeq and is a predicted model, not a curated record.